UAAGAAAUGGGUUGUGGUCACAAUUUCAUUUGUAGCCAUAGACACCUCUAUUUCACCAUUUCUUUUCUGUUUCUCUUCAUUUCAAGCUCUACCCAACUCAGAUUUAUUGCUGCAGGUAAAUGGGUAACACUUAGUAGAACAAUAGUGAAACCAAUUGGUCGUUCACAGAUAGUAGAGGAAGAGAAGACGAUUUUGAGAGCACAGAUUGGUUCAAGACCACCAAGGUGUGACAGGAGAUGCAGUUCAUGUGGGCACUGUGAGGCUAUUCAAGUGCCUACAAAUCCCCAAAUAAAGAAUGGAAGCAAAAACUCAUCUUCAGUGUCUAACAUCGACUAUUCAAGAGGUGAUAACUCCAAUUACAAACCCAUGAGUUGGAAGUGCAAGUGUGGCAAUUCUAUCUUCAAUCCUUAAUCAAAUAUUGUAUUAACUAAUUCGCUAUAUAUAUAUAUUAAUUAAUACUCAUUUCAAUCUUGUACAUUGAGUGAUAUAUUCUGUUUCUUUUGCUGAGGAAAA
Molecule: messenger RNA, 513 nt
Organism: Cornus florida
Lineage: Eukaryota; Viridiplantae; Streptophyta; Magnoliopsida; Cornales; Cornaceae
Product: EPIDERMAL PATTERNING FACTOR-like protein 2
Exons: 3
Coding region: 7-411 (134 amino acids)
Biological process (GO): stomatal complex development; guard cell differentiation
Source: RefSeq, a predicted model, not a curated record